CGCUGAACCAAACCUUCAGCGUCUAUGGGUGUCUACCCAACUGUCCUAACUACACGCUUAAAUUUUGAACUUAUCACUAUUUCUCCAUGGUAUAUAAGAGUAUUCCUCCCACAUCCAUUCCACAUUAAACCACCUUUUCCCUCACUUCUCUCUGCUCUCCCUCAGUCAUAGUUGAACAAAAAUGGGAUCUGAAUCAAAGCUAGUUCAUGUGUUUUUGGUUUCCUUCCCUGGACAAGGGCAUGUCAACCCUUUGCUCAGGCUGGGGAAGCGUCUGGCUUCAAAGGGCUUGCUUGUUACCUUCUCCACUCCAGAGAGUAUCGGGAAGCAGAUGAGGAAAGCCAGUAACAUUACUGACCAGCCGACACCGGUAGGAGAAGGUCUGAUCAGGUUCGAGUUUUUCGAAGAUGAGUGGGACGAGAACGAGCCCAAGCGCCAAGAUUUGGACCUUUACUUGCCCCAGCUGGAGCUCGUGGGCAAAAAGGUUCUUCCUCAGAUGAUCAAAAAACACGCAGAGCAGGAUCGACCUGUCUCCUGCCUCAUCAACAACCCAUUUAUUCCAUGGGUUUCUGAUGUAGCAGCUGAUCUUGGAAUCCCCAGUGCCAUGCUUUGGGUUCAAUCUUGCGCUUGCUUUUCUACGUAUUACCACUACUACCAUGGCUUAGUCCCUUUUCCCUCCGAAGCUGAGCCUGAAAUCGAUGUUCAAUUGCCAUGUAUGCCUCUCUUGAAGUAUGAUGAAGUCGCUAGCUUCUUGUACCCGACCACUCCCUACCCAUUCCUGAGGAGAGCUAUCUUAGGCCAGUACAGGAACCUGGACAAGCCCUUCUGUAUAUUGAUGGACACGUUCCAAGAACUGGAACCCGAAGUCAUCGAAUACAUGUCCAAGAUCUGCCCGAUCAAGCCUGUAGGACCUUUAUACAAGAACCCUAAAGUGCCAAACGCCGCUGUCCGUGGCGACUUCAUGAAGGCCGACGACUGCAUCGAGUGGCUCGACUCCAAGCGUCCCUCCUCCAUCGUCUACGUCUCUUUUGGAAGCGUCGUGUACCUGAAACAAGACCAAGUCGACGAGAUCGCUUAUGGGCUCUUAAACUCCGGCCUGCAAUUCUUAUGGGUGAUGAAACCGCCGCACAAAGACGCCGGCCUGGAACUCCUAGUUCUUCCAGAAGGGUUCUUGGAAAAGGCCGGUGACAAAGGCAAGGUGGUGCAAUGGAGCCCGCAAGAGCAAGUCUUAGCUCACCCCUCCGUUGCCUGUUUCGUUACCCACUGUGGAUGGAACUCGUCCAUGGAGGCUCUCAGCUCCGGCAUGCCGGUGGUGGCGUUCCCACAGUGGGGAGAUCAAGUCACCGACGCCAAGUACUUGGUGGACGAAUUCAAAAUUGGAGUGAGAAUGUGCAGAGGCGAGGCCGAAAACAAGCUCAUCACCCGGGACGAGGUGGAGAAGUGUUUGAUCGAGGCCACCACCGGACCAAAGGCAGCGGAGUUGAAGCAAAACGCCAUGAAGUGGAAGAAGGCGGCAGAGCAGGCGGUGGCGGAGGGCGGUUCCUCCGAACGGAAUCUACAGGGUUUUGUCGACGAGGUUCGGAGAAGGAGCAUUGAAAUCAUUUACAAAACAAAAAUUUAAAGUCAAAGUCUUCAGUUUUCAGUAUCUUGAAGGGACACGUGUGAAGUAACGCUUGGGUAAAAGUAAUCAGACCUGGUGUGGAAUAACUAGAAUACCCUUAUAAGGGUAAGGGGUCUUGACUGGGUUCCGUAUCGAAUUGCCUUUCUCUUUCCUUUCUCCUGCACAAAGCGGUGUCGUUUCACGCAACCUGUUUGUUUCUCUUCUUUAUUCUGUCUCCUAAUUACUGUCUUGUAAUAUUCUAUUAUUGUAAUUGAGUUUGUCUAAUUUUUAUCCAAUUAAAUUAGCUUUCUUGUUAUUUAUAGAAAUUGACCGACAAACCAACAUCUCAAGGCGUGGAUAAAUA
Molecule: messenger RNA, 1961 nt
Organism: Vitis vinifera (wine grape)
Lineage: Eukaryota; Viridiplantae; Streptophyta; Magnoliopsida; Vitales; Vitaceae
Product: limonoid UDP-glucosyltransferase
Exons: 1
Coding region: 182-1618 (478 amino acids)
Molecular function (GO): UDP-glycosyltransferase activity
Source: RefSeq, marked validated